Lingula anatina is the source of this 1543-nucleotide messenger RNA. RefSeq lists its product as uncharacterized. The record is from RefSeq and is a predicted model, not a curated record. Lineage: Eukaryota; Metazoa; Brachiopoda; Lingulata; Lingulida; Lingulidae. Gene Ontology annotation, molecular function: serine-type endopeptidase activity.
UAAGGUAAGCACACUCAGGCACUACUCCGCGAUCUGAUAACCAAAAUUAUCAGGAUAAGUUCAAAUAAAAGGCCAUUAGUUAUUUACUUCCCCAUUGCAAUACCACAGGUACUGGUAUAUUACUAAUGUACAUACAGGUAAUUAUUUGACAUAGUAGGAACACUCAGAUCGAUGAUGACGAAACUGAAACACUUCCUCUUGGUGAACGCUGUGUGCUUUCUUUUGACUCAAGCACGGGCUCAGUCCACCGCAGCAGCGCCUGUAGGACAAGGAUGCGGGACCACCGAGUUCUCCAGCCAGACAGGUGUGAUAACAUCCCCGGGAUAUUGUGGACAGGGGGCCUGUCAGUAUCCACCCAGUAUCACGUGCUGGUAUACGGUCUCUGUCCCCGGUGCAUGCAAAAUAGAUCUUAUUUUCACGAAUUUUGAUUUGGAAAAUGGAGGAUGCAAUUAUGACUUUCUGAACAUAAGCUUCAAGCAUUUGGGGUCUACCAAUUCUACCACAUUUUGCGACAGUAAAUUCUCUGUGACAGCACCGCAGAUAAACGUGACAUCUAUUGUUAUAGAGGACAACAGUUUUAAUAUGACAUUUGUCAGUGACAGUUCGUCUACAGCAGAAGGGUUUCGCUUGGAGUAUGAAGGAUAUUUGUGCACGACUCUCGUGCAGACAGACGGCACCACAGAACACCACGAAACAACUAGAGAAGUCACUACUGCACACUGGCAUGCGAUUACGUCUGAAACAAUAUUAAUACCAAAAACAACUCAAAAGACAACUGCAAUAUUCAAAGCAAUUUCAACAGCACAAAAUAAAGUAACUGCAGCGAUAACAGUGCCCAAAACAACAACAAUGCAGUCAUUUGCGUCAACUCGGAAACUUCAUACCAGUCCAAGUGUCAUAUUUAUCUCUUCCAAAACUCUCUCAACAACUCGGAUAUUUACGACGACAUAUGACAAGAUAACUUCGAGCUCUACAAAUAAAGAAGUUACUACAUCGAAAAUGGGAAAUCCUGAUUCAGACAGGGGGUCCCAAAACAAGAACCCAAUGAUAAAUUUCCCCGUCUGGAGCUGGGUUCUCAUUGCUGUAGGAGCGUGUUUGCUGGUGGUGGUAGAGAUUGUGUUUGCGGUGCUGUACACGAAGAGGAAUAGAGACAAUCAGCCUCGUGAAUAUAGUGACAUGGAUGAUGAUUCUAUCAUGGUGUCUAAUCAGCCGAAUUCAAAACCGCCUGAGCUAGUACGCUAUGAAGCACGAAAUUCAGAGCAAAACAGCAAGGUUAGCUUCGGAGUCGAAGUCACCAUAUUUUCAAAUGGAGCAUUUGUACAUUAGAUACACGGACCUUAUGGUUAUGUCUAUAAAUAACUGGUCGCACAAUGCAGAAUUAGUACAAGUGCUUCAUAUUUAUUCGAUAUUUAAGAGCGCUAUAGUCUUCGUAUUGCAUGUUCUUAAUUGCCGCUUAAAAUUAUUUUAGGCAACAAAUUGAUUACCCAAUUCACAAACAAUUUAGGGCGUAUUCAACUCUCUCUCUCUCUCUCUCUCUCUCUCU